Molecule: messenger RNA, 1735 nt
Organism: Anopheles maculipalpis
Lineage: Eukaryota; Metazoa; Arthropoda; Insecta; Diptera; Culicidae
Gene: CCT3
Product: T-complex protein 1 subunit gamma
Exons: 3
Coding region: 89-1735 (548 amino acids)
Biological process (GO): protein folding
Cellular component (GO): chaperonin-containing T-complex
Molecular function (GO): ATP-dependent protein folding chaperone; ATP hydrolysis activity; ATP binding
Source: RefSeq, a predicted model, not a curated record
UGACAUUUGGUUCGUUCAGCUCUUUGUAGCAGCAUCUCAUUUUGUGGAAAUAACGUGAUUCCUGUACGGCCAAUUUCCAACAGCAAAAAUGUACGCCCCACAGCAGCCAAUUCUGAUUCUCAGCAAAAAUACCAAGCGAGAGAGCGGCCGAAAGGUGCAGUUGGAGAACAUCAAUGCCGGCAAAACCAUUGCCGAUCUCAUCCGCACAUGUUUGGGCCCACAGGCGAUGAUGAAAAUGCUGAUGGACCCGAUGGGUGGCAUCGUGAUGACCAACGAUGGUAAUGCGAUCCUGCGCGAAAUCACCGUACAACAUCCGGCCGCCAAGAGCAUGAUCGAAAUUGCACGCACGCAAGACGAAGAGGUCGGUGACGGCACGACGUCCGUGAUUGUGCUGGCCGGUGAGAUGCUGGCUGUGGCGGAACAGUUCCUCCAGCAGCAAAUCCAUCCGACCGUCAUCAUCCGGGCGUACCGGGAGGCACUCGAGGAUAUGGUGCGCAUUCUGCAGGAUGAGGUCAGCAUUGAGCUGGAUCGUACCGACAAGAAAAAGUUGGCCGAUGUGGUGAAGUCUUGCGUUGGCACAAAGUUCGUUGGUCGCUGGUCGGAUUUGGCGGUCCGUAUUGCGCUGGAUGCGGUCGAAACGGUAACGCUGACGGAGAAUGGACGCACGGAAAUCGAUAUUAAAAAGUACGCCAAGGUGGAGAAAAUCCCCGGCGGAUCGAUUGACGAUUCGUGCGUGCUGAGGGGAAUCAUGUUGAACAAGGACGUUACACACCCGAAGAUGCGUCGUUACAUCGAAAAGCCGCGUAUCGUACUGUUGGACUGUCCGCUCGAGUACAAGAAGGGUGAAAGCCAGACGAACGUGGAAAUUGUGGGUGAUCAAGACUUCACGAAGCUGUUGCAGCUCGAGGAAGAGCAUGUGGCACGCCUCUGCGAGGACAUUAUUGCCGUAAAGCCGGACGUAGUGUUCACGGAGAAGGGUGUCUCCGAUCUGGCCCAACACUUCCUGAUGAAGGCAGGCAUUACGGCUAUUCGUCGGCUGCGCAAGACGGACAACAAUCGGUUGGCCCGUGCCUGCGGUGCCACGAUCGUGAACCGCACGGAGGAGCUGACGGAGAAGGACGUUGGUACGGGAGCCGGUUUGUUCGAAAUCAAGAAGCUGGGCGACGAGUACUUCUGCUUCGUGACGGAGUGUGACGAUCCGAAGGCGUGUACGAUUCUGCUGCGCGGUGCCUCCAAGGACGUACUUAACGAAACGGAGCGUAAUCUGCAGGACGCUCUGCACGUUGCACGUAAUCUGAUGCUUGAUCCGAAGCUGCUGCCCGGAGGUGGUGCAGUGGAGAUGGCCGUUUCGCAGGCACUGACGAACAAACAGAUCCAGGGACCGUACCGAGCCGUUGCUCAGGCAUUGGAGAUCAUCCCACGCACGCUGACACAAAACUGUGGCGCCAACACUAUCCGAACGUUGACCGCACUGCGAGCGAAGCAUGCGUCACAUCCGGCGAGUGAAGGACCGUGCACGUGGGGCAUCGACGGUGAAACCGGUCAGCUGGUGGACAUGAAGGAGAAAAACAUCUGGGAACCGUUGUCGGUGAAGUUGCAGGUGUACAAGACGGCUGUCGAGACGGCAAUUCUGCUGCUGCGCAUCGAUGACAUUGUGUCCGGUUCGAAGAAGAAUAGCGGGGAUGGUGCUGGCCCUUCGCCAGCUGCUGCUGCCGCCGGUAUGGGAGGAGAGUAA